CCCGCCCUCCGCCCUCCGGACCGCCCGUCAGUCAGUCAAGCGGACUGUCUGUCCAAACGGCAGUAGUUUCUCCAAAGGUCUUAAGAGGCGUAUUCCUCGCUUUUUGCAGGCCAGCGGCGGCUGCUGCACCGUCGGCGGCGCGGUGCCUCGGUGAGGCGCGGCGUAAGCCGAGCAGCGACCGCGGAGCGUAGGUCCCAGCGCGGCGGAGGCGGCGGCGGCUGGGCGGCCAACAUGGCGACGGCGGCGGGCGCGGGCCCGGAGAUGGUCCGCGGGCAGGUGUUCGACGUGGGGCCGCGCUACACCAACCUCUCUUACAUCGGCGAGGGCGCCUACGGCAUGGUGUGCUCUGCUUAUGAUAAUGUCAACAAAGUUCGAGUAGCUAUCAAGAAAAUCAGUCCCUUUGAGCACCAGACCUACUGCCAGAGGACCCUGAGGGAGAUAAAGAUUUUGCUGCGCUUCAGACAUGAGAACAUCAUCGGGAUCAAUGACAUCAUCCGAGCACCGAGCAUUGAGCAAAUGAAAGAUGUAUAUAUAGUACAGGACCUCAUGGAAACAGAUCUCUACAAGCUCUUGAAGACACAACACCUCAGCAAUGACCAUAUCUGCUACUUUCUUUACCAGAUCCUCAGAGGAUUAAAAUACAUCCAUUCAGCUAAUGUGCUGCACCGUGACCUCAAACCUUCUAACUUGCUGCUCAACACCACCUGCGAUCUAAAGAUCUGUGACUUUGGCUUGGCCCGUGUUGCAGAUCCAGACCAUGAUCACACAGGGUUCUUGACUGAAUAUGUAGCCACACGUUGGUACAGGGCUCCAGAAAUUAUGUUAAAUUCCAAGGGCUAUACCAAGUCCAUUGAUAUUUGGUCCGUAGGCUGCAUUCUGGCAGAGAUGCUCUCCAACAGACCCAUCUUCCCAGGAAAACAUUAUCUCGACCAACUGAACCACAUUCUGGGUAUUCUUGGAUCCCCAUCACAGGAAGACCUGAACUGUAUAAUAAAUCUAAAAGCUAGAAACUAUCUGCUUUCUCUUCCACACAAAAAUAAGGUGCCAUGGAACAGGCUGUUCCCAAAUGCUGACUCUAAAGCUCUAGACUUACUGGACAAAAUGCUGACAUUCAAUCCCCACAAGAGGAUUGAAGUAGAGCAGGCUCUGGCCCAUCCCUAUCUGGAGCAGUAUUAUGACCCAAGUGAUGAGCCCAUCGCUGAAGCACCAUUCAAGUUUGACAUGGAAUUGGAUGACUUGCCCAAGGAAAAACUCAAAGAACUCAUUUUUGAAGAGACUGCUAGAUUCCAGCCCGGAUAUAGAUCUUAAGUUUGUCAGGAUAAGGGCUCAGAGGACUGGACGUGUUCAGACAUCGGUGUUCUUCCCAGUUCCUGACCCUGGUCCUGUCUCCAGCCCAUCUCGGCUUAUCCACCUUGACUCCUUUGAGCCGUUCAGAGGGACGGUUUCUGGUAGUUGUGGCUUUUAUGCUUUCAAAGAAUUCCUUCAGCCCAGAGAACUGUUCCUGACAUCCCUGUGUGUGUCACCCAUGGUGACCUGUGUGGCAGUAUGUACUUUCAGUGCACCUACUGCUUACUGUUGCUUUCGUCAAAAUCGCUUUCUGGUUUGAAAGAUGCAGUGGUUCCUCCCUGUCCUGAACCCUUCCCACAAGAUGCCUGCUGACCCAUGCAGUCACACCAGAGAUAGUUGUUUCCAGAUUGGCUCUUGUCACUGGCAUCUCACUUUAUGAUAGGGACGGCUUCUACCUAGGGCACUUUAAGUCAGUGACAGCCCCUUAUUUGCACUUCACCUUUUCUUCACCACAACUGUUUCCCUGGAGCAGGAGCUCUGGAAACCCUGGAGAUGACGUGGCAACCUCAUCUUGAGAAUCUUUGGGGGCACUUGUCAGCGUCUUUUCUCUUUAUCAUGUUAUUAAUCACCAAUAUAUUUAAGGUAUGUGCUAUUUGCCCAGCUUUUAGAGAACUCGGUCAUUUUUCUAAAUAAAAAGAAGUACUGCACCCAGCAAUUUCAGCCUGUAAAGUUACUGUGGUUACUUAUACCAUUUAUAGAGAUAUAGCACUUGCCAAAAGGUGUUGUAUGCAGUACUGAGUUUCCAGGACUUAAGCAAAAAGAUUUCGAGUGGCAGCACCACUGGUCAUUUCAGUGUGCGUGAAGGUCACAGCAGUGUGCUAAGGAAGGUAUCUGGAGAAGUAGCCAGCAGGCUGACUGGAUGUCACAGGGAGGAGCUCCUCAUGCCCGUGUCCCUGUGCCCCUGAGCCACUUCACAUAGUGUGCCACAUUCAGUGUAACCACGUUCAAUGCCUAAGGAUUUAGUAGAGAGGAACACUGCAUCUUUAAAUGAGAAAGUGUACACUUCUUCCUCCUACAGCAUGUCAGCAUCUCAAGUUCAUUUUUCAACCUACAAUAUAACAAUUUGUAAUAAAGCUUUCAUGAGCUCAUGACAUGAAGCACUGUUCUGUUGUCAAGUACUCAAAUGUUUCUGAUACUUCUGAGGGAAAACCAUCAGGAAAAGCUAGUACUCGUCAUGUUUAGAGCUCUUAUCUCAUAUUUCCUGACCUCUUUAAGUAUUUGUUUCUACCACUAGACACUAUGGCAUUGAUUUGGUGUUCUGUCCCAGUGCGGUGCCUCCUCCUGACUCCCCCACUGCUCUCUUUGGUGAGAAAUUUGCCUUGCUCAAUAAUUACUGUACCCUCGCAUGAUUGUUAGAGCUUUCUGUGCAGAGAUGACUGUCCAAGUGCCACAUGCCUAUGACUGAAAUGAAAAAUCUAUUGUUACCUCUGAGUUGUGUUCCACGGAAAAUGCAGAUCAUUUAGGAAAAACAGUUCUAUUUUUAGCUUUUAAUUUCUCAGCUGUCUUCUUUUUUUUCUUGUUUAAUUUUUGACAGCAGUGGAGAAUGGAUUAUAUAAAGACUGCCUGCUUAAUAUGAACAGAAAUGCACUUGUAAUUCAUGAAAAUAAAUGUACAUCUUUUAUCUUGA
This is a messenger RNA of Erinaceus europaeus (western European hedgehog), 2974 nucleotides long. It is a transcript of the gene MAPK1, whose product is annotated as mitogen-activated protein kinase 1. The transcript is spliced from 9 exons. The record is from RefSeq and is a predicted model, not a curated record. Gene Ontology annotation, molecular function: MAP kinase activity; ATP binding. The coding region runs from base 232 to 1308 and encodes 358 amino acids. Gene Ontology annotation, cellular component: nucleus; cytoplasm. Lineage: Eukaryota; Metazoa; Chordata; Mammalia; Eulipotyphla; Erinaceidae. Gene Ontology annotation, biological process: protein phosphorylation; intracellular signal transduction.